This is a messenger RNA of Arthroderma uncinatum, 3405 nucleotides long. RefSeq names its product mannosyl-oligosaccharide glucosidase. Lineage: Eukaryota; Fungi; Ascomycota; Eurotiomycetes; Onygenales; Arthrodermataceae. Gene Ontology annotation, biological process: protein N-linked glycosylation; oligosaccharide metabolic process. The record is from RefSeq and is a predicted model, not a curated record. The transcript is spliced from 8 exons. Gene Ontology annotation, molecular function: Glc3Man9GlcNAc2 oligosaccharide glucosidase activity; oxidoreductase activity. Gene Ontology annotation, cellular component: endoplasmic reticulum membrane. Bases 1 to 3405 code for a protein of 1134 amino acids.
AUGGCAGACCUUGGCCAGAAGGAGAGGGACAUCGUCAUCGUCGGCGGUGGGAUAAUUGGAUGCUGCAGCGCGUACUUCCUGACCCGACACCCUUCCUACGACCCGUCGAAACAUCGGAUAACGAUACUUGAGGCUUCGGAGAUCGCUGGCGGGGCAUCUGGCAAGGCCGGGGGUUUACUCGCCCUCUGGGCAUUCCCCAAAGUCAUCGUUCCGUUAAGCUACAAACUGCACGCGGAACUAUCACAGGAGCACGGCGGAGCUGAUAGAUGGGGUUACAGAGAAGUCGGGUGCGGGCAACUCGUUGCAGAUAGCCGCUCCAGAAGCCCGGCGAGCAAGUCAAAAUCCGGCAGCGAGGCCGUCUCGCUGGGGAAAAGAAGCGAUGCUGCUAUGGCUACGUUGAAAGCUGCUGGGAUUCCGGCGGAUCUCGAUUGGUUUGAUCCUGCUGUGCUAAAGGCAUAUGAACGGAUGGGAGAUGAAGGAGCUACUGCACAGGUCCACCCAUAUCUGUUUACGACAUCAAUGGCAAAGCUGGCAGAGGAGAAGGGAGCGAAAGUGAUAUUAGGCACUGUCACCGCUAUCGACCAUCCGACAGGCCACGUCAAGUCAGUAGCAUACAGGAACAACGCCACCGGUGCUUCUGAAUCCAUCAAAGCUACGGAUAUCAUUGUUUCUGCAGGCCCCUGGACACCAAGGAUAUUCCCGCAGGCCCCCAUCGAGGCUCUUCGCGCACAUAGCGUUGUACUCCGUCCAACACGCCCGGUCUCUGCAUAUACGCUAUUUACCGAAAUUACACUCCCAGCUGAGCAGUCCAAGUCUGGCAAGGUAUCUGCAGCAAGCCCCGAAAUUUAUGCCAGACCAGAUAACACCGUAUAUGUCUGCGGGGAGGGCGACACGUUGGUCCCGCUGCCGUCGUCAACAGCAGAUGUCGAGGUUGACCCGCCCAGAUGCCAGGAUAUCAUUGACGCGAUUGCGAACAUAUCCGAUGAGCUACGAGAUGGAGAGGUGAUGAUUCGGCAGGCCUGCUAUCUCCCCAACGUAGUUGGCACCGGUGAUCGAGGAAGUCCGAUUAUUGGAAAGACCAGCAUAGAAGGGCUGUAUCUUGCAACAGGACACACCUGCUGGGGCAUUCAGAACGCACCAGCAACGGGGAAGCUGAUGAGCGAAUUCGUCUUCGAUGGCCAGGCUAAGAGCGCGGAUAUUUCUGAACUGGAUCCCCACUUCAGACAUACCUGUGAGCAGAAUGAGGGGAUGGAAGGCUAUGGCUGGGAAGAGUACGACAUUCGGAAAGGUGGCAGACAGACUGUACAUGAUUCCCGCAAUACCGUUGACCUUACCAUAGACUUCAUCAAGGUCCCGGGGGGAGAUCAUGGCGGUAGCUGGGGUGCUCGCAUUAAAGGCGUACCCCGUCCCGAUGCCUCCCCCGACCAGCCCACGACGUUGGUCUUCUAUGCUGCCAUGGAAGGCCUGGGAAGUCUGGGCGUGAGCAACGAACCUAGUGAGCUAGGAUAUGAAGGAGAUGUCAGACUUUCCGGAAACACCAUGGAUUUGGGGGAUUUCACAAUUGAUAUCACCCGUGGCCCAGAUACCAAUGUCUACCCAGAACGGAUGCACCCAAGCUAUGACGAUAAGCCGUUGGAUAGGACGAUAGUAUCAAGCAUGAAUGUAAAGCCGGAAGCACUCUGGCAAGGGAAGACCAUACUCUUCACGCAAAUGAAACAAUCAGUGGACGCCACGAUGAAAAAGUAUGGCGAGGAAAACCCACCUCCUCCGCCUGCAAUUUUCACGCUUCCGAAUACCCAGGGGAAUGGGAAUGCUCAUUAUAUACAAAAGGUCUUCCAUGGAGCGUUCGAGUUUGAUAUCCUCUUUUCAUCAGCGACGGCAAAGGAGCCACUUACUUCUUCCAUGGUCACGAAGGAGAUCAAGGAUGCAUCUCUCUCCUUCUCUCGAAAGUUUGAGAAGAUAUUCAAACCACUUGCCCCAUUCAACUCUCCGGAGUAUCUGAAAUUUUCAAAGGAAAUGCUUUCUAACUUGGUAGGCGGAAUCGGCUACUUUUAUGGGGAUUCAAUCGUCGACCGCACGUAUGCACCUGAAUAUGAUGAAGAAGGUGAAGGCUUCUGGGAAGAGGCAGCUGAGGCACGAGCCCGUGCGGAGCUCACUCCUGGAGACCCUUCCGAACUAUUUACUUCAGUUCCUUCGCGGCCGUUUUUCCCCCGGGGCUUCUUGUGGGACGAAGGCUUUCACUUAUUGCCAAUUAUAGACUGGGACCUUGACUUAACGCUUCAAAUUGUCAAGAGCUGGCUAAACCUCAUGGAUGAGGACGGGUGGAUUGGAAGAGAACAGAUUCUAGGACCUGAAGCUAGAAGCAAAGUUCCAAGCGAGUUUAGAACCCAAUACCCGCAUUAUGCGAACCCGCCAACAUUGUUCCUUGUUCUUAUGGAAUUCAUGAACAAGGCCGCGCUUGGAAAACCAGCCGAGCCCCAGGGCUCUAAUUCUAAGUACUCCGACAGCAAGGAGCUCAGCGAGUCAUUCCUCCGUUCCAUUUACCCACUCCUUCGACGCCAUUACUUCUGGUUUAGGAAAACCCAGUGGGGUGAUCUCAAAUCCUAUGAGAGGGAGUCCUUUUCAACAAAGGAAGGAUACCGAUGGAGGGGCCGCACAGUUGAACAUAUCUUGACUUCAGGUCUGGAUGACUAUCCUAGGCCGCAACCUCCUCACCCGGGGGAGCUCCAUGUUGACCUCAUAAGCUGGAUGGGUAUGAUGACACGAUCGCUGCGACGCAUUGCGGAAGCAUUGGGUGAGACAGCAGACGUGGAGGAGUUUAGUAAAUACGAAACAGCGAUCCUCAGGAACAUCGAUGACCUCCACUGGGAUAAGGAUGCAAAGACCUAUUGUGAUGCAACUAUCGAUGAUUACGAAGAAAGCGUCCAUGUGUGCCAUAAGGGAUAUAUUUCAAUCUUCCCUUUCAUGGCUGGCCUUAUGGACGCUAAUCACCCUAGACUUGGAGAUAUUCUGAACCUCAUUCAGGAUUCGGAUGAGCUUUGGAGUGAUUACGGCAUUAGAAGUCUUAGCAAAAAGGACGAAUUUUUUGGAACAGGCGAAAAUUAUUGGAGGGGCCCUAUUUGGAUUAACAUGAAUUAUUUGGUCCUCAAGAAUCUCCACAAUAUCGCCCAGGUUUCAGGGUCUCACCAGAAACAAGCAUCUGAGAUGUACACGAAAUUACGCAAAAACGUAGUAGAUAAUGUCUUCAAGGAAUGGAAGAGAACUGGUUUUGCUUGGGAGCAGUACAACCCCGACACUGGUAUUGGCCAGCGGACGCAACAUUUCACUGGAUGGACCAGCCUAGUGGUGAAAAUGAUGGCCAUGCCCGAUUUGAAUGCCCGAUCGGGUACGAAGGAAGAGUUAUAG